CCGUUCCGUGGCGGCUCCUGCUGCUGCAGCUGCUUUCAGAGGCAGCGGCCGUGAUUGGAAUAAUCCGGGCGUUCGCUCGCUCCCGAGAAGCCCCUUCGUCGUCUUCGCUCACCCCUCUGCCCAAUUAUAUAUAUAUCUAUCUCGCUCGCGCGCGCCUAGGGCACUCUCAUGCGCACGCGCGCGGAUCUGAGGGGAACGGCGAGCCCGGGCGUCGAGUGAGCGGGAGGCGAGAGAGAGAGGCCUGCGCGCCUGUGUAUUGUGGGGCAGCCCAGCCACCCUCUCGGCUCCCCGCCUCCCGCCGUCUAGCCCAGAGCCGCGUCGCAAGGCCGAAGCGGCGGUGAGGAGGCGGAGGGCGCCUUCUUCUCCCCUCCCCAAACGACGACCCUCUUGACCCGCCUCUCAAGCUCGGACCGCUCCGGUGGGGGGCAGAAAGGAAACCCCUUGGCCAGGAGGAUGACGGGCCCCCGACGCGGCUUUAAAGAAAUAUGCAUUGUUACAAUUUUAUUUUGGAAUUGAUGAAGUGGAAAUACAGAUGAAACAAGUUUGCAGGAUAUCAACUCUACAGCACCAUUUCAUCCCACUCAUCAGCAAAAGAAAACAAAUUGGAAUAAUUAAACCAUUGCUUCAACUGGCCACCAAGUCUUCUAGCAGAUUUUGCUAAACAGUCCAGCUUAGAACUUGUCAAGCAGCAGGGCAGUUUGCCAAAGUUGACAGUGCACAGGAAGGAUUUAUAUUCGGACAAUGAUUUGUCUGAAAGUUUACAUCAGAUUGCUGGGGUUCUAUGCAGUCAUCAUUUCUCAAGUUCAAGGGCAGAAUCUAGACAGCAUGCUCCAUGGGACAGGGAUGAAGACUGAUCCUGAUCAGAAAAAGCAGGAAGAUGGAGUCACCCUAGCUCCAGAGGACACGUUGCCCUUUUUGCAGUGCUACUGCUCAGGGCACUGUCCAGAAAAUGCCAUUAACAAUACAUGCAAAACUAAUGGACAUUGCUUUGCCAUAAUCGAAGAAGAAGAAAAUGGCGAAAUUACACUUGCUUCAGGCUGCAUGAAGUAUGAAGGCUCAGACUUCCAGUGCAAGGACUCUCCAAAAGCACAACCACGACGGACAAUUGAAUGCUGUCGGACAGAUUUCUGCAAUCGAGAUUUGCAGCCCACAUUACCUCCUCCCAUAAGUCCAGGUGGCAUCUUCGAUGGCAGCAUACGUUGGAUGGCUGCAUUUAUUUCUAUGGCAGUCUGUAUAAUAGUUAUGAUCAUCUUAUUUAGCUGUUUCUGCUACAGGCAUUAUUGCAAGUGGGUAGCAAAGAGAGGAUGUUAUAAUCGUGACCUGGAGCAGGGUGAAGCCUUUAUUCCGUCUGGCGAGUCACUUAAGGAUCUUAUUGACCAAUCACAGAGCUCUGGCAGUGGUUCAGGACUUCCUCUGUUGGUCCAGCGGACAAUAGCCAAACAAAUUCAAAUGGUGCGGCAAGUUGGAAAAGGGCGAUAUGGUGAAGUCUGGAUGGGUAAAUGGCGGGGUGAAAAAGUGGCAGUGAAAGUAUUUUUCACCACUGAAGAAGCCAGCUGGUUUCGAGAAACUGAGAUUUACCAGACAGUUCUCAUGCGCCAUGAAAAUAUACUCGGUUUUAUAGCAGCAGAUAUUAAAGGCACAGGCUCCUGGACCCAGCUCUACUUGAUUACUGAUUACCAUGAAAAUGGGUCAUUGUAUGACUUCCUGAAGUGUACCACUCUGGACAACAGAUCUCUGCUCAAACUGGCUUACUCUGCUGCUUGUGGCCUGUGCCAUUUGCACACAGAGAUAUAUGGAACGCAAGGCAAGCCUGCUAUUGCGCACAGAGACCUGAAAAGUAAAAAUAUCUUGAUAAAGAGAAAUGGGACUUGCUGUAUUGCUGAUUUGGGCCUAGCUGUCAAAUUCAACAGUGAUACAAAUGAAGUUGAUGUCCCUUUGAAUACCAGAGUGGGAACAAAGCGUUACAUGGCUCCAGAAGUCCUAGAUGAAAGUCUGAAUAAAAAUCAUUUCCAGCCAUACAUUAUGGCUGACAUCUACAGUUUUGGCUUGAUCAUUUGGGAAAUGGCUCGGCGUUGUGUCACAGGAGGUAUUGUUGAAGAGUACCAACUACCCUAUUAUGACAUGGUGCCGAAUGAUCCUUCAUACGAGGACAUGAGAGAGGUCAUAUGUGUUAAGCACCUGCGCCCUAUAGUAUCUAAUAGAUGGAAUAGUGAUGAGUGUUUAAGAGCAAUAUUGAAAUUAAUGUGUGAAUGCUGGGCCCACAAUCCUGCCUCUAGACUUACAGCUUUGAGGAUUAAGAAGACACUUGGCAAGAUGGUAGAAUCUCAAGAUGUUAAGAUUUGACCAAGAAAUGCCAUUGGACUGCUAUGCCUCUUCACUCAAGCAAGUAUAGGGUCUGGUGGGAUGGGGCUGGGUCUGAUUUUCAGCCCCCUUCCUCACCACUUUUACAGGCUGCUAAUAUUAAAUCUUUCAGUACUUUGUAGAAAAUGGUAUCCACGUACACUAUAUGGUAUACAUGUGGAUAGCCUCAUUUUACUUUUUUUGUUUUUGUUUUGAGCUGUGUUGAGAUAUUCUUCUCACUUUCAAACUCCCCUAAAACUCAUUGAGUUCUGAAUUUCAUAUUCAGAUGAUAGUGCUUUCUGUGAAAGCCGUAAGUUAAAUGAAUUAAACAGCGGAGGUGGGGGGAAUAAGCUUUUUGCCUACCUGAUGAUACCUUAUCAAGUCUUGGUGGAUUGGCCUGCAGUCUGGGGUACUAAAUAAUUUGAAAAUUCCUUAUGCCUUUUAUGGUUUUGUGUGGGCGUGCCAGGAUUUUUCUGAUGCCAUUUGGAGUACCUAAGAAGCCAUUUAAUUUCAUGCAAAACUACUAUUUUCUUUUGCAAUGCCUUGGCUCAGCAUAUGGAACCUAUUUGGAUUUCAAAGAAAAUCAAUUUCUGCCUUCCUCUGUGCUGCAUGGAAAAAUUAUAUACGUUUCAUGACCAAAAACCAAAACGGCUACUAUAAACCUAUGCAGUAAGUCACCAUCAAGUGUGAUGUGAAGAACAGACCAGAAUACAAUUCAUACUCCCAGUGCUAUGAAUUCCCCAAAGACUGAGCACACAACAUGGAACAGUUAAACGUCUCCGAUAAUUUAAGUGCCUGUAAUCUUGUACUGUAAACUGUAUCUUAGCUAGCUUUAAAAAAGGGAAGUUAUUUAUAUAGUGUUCAGUGUACUUUUAUUUGCUACAUACCUGCUCUUUUGUAUAUGUGUAAACAUAACAUAUUCACAUCUGAAAAUAAUGAAACUUAAUAAUCAUAUUCAAGGUGAAUGUGACUUGCAGAAAUGUUGGAUAGUCUGUCAAAGUAUGUGCAUGGAUACUACAAAGAUAUAAAAAUUUCCCUUUUAGAGGCAUUCAUUAAGACCCUUAAUGCAAUAUUAGAGUGAAUUCAAAUAAAUGUGAGGAUGUGUUAAAAUUUUGUUCUAUAGGUUGCAAACAGCAAAUGGUCAGGCAAAGGAUUGCAGUAUUUUUUUUAAUUUAUAGAUGUACAAAUCUUAUUUAACAUUUCCUUAAAUCAUUGCUCUUUCAGUGAUGCCUUUAAAGUAUUAGUAUCAGCUGAACAGUUCACAGGAUACAUAAGCUAUGAAUUAAUUUAUUUUGAAUGCAGCAAGUCACAGACAAUAUUGUGCCACGGAUCUUGAGCAAAGGUGUGUCAUUUCUUUUCCGUCCAGUACCAGAAAAGCAAUUGGGCUGACGUUCUAAAAUGUCUUUUUGUUUUGUUUUGCACAGGUAGCUGGUAAAUAUUUGCCAUAAAUCAAAUUAUUACACUAGACUACUGCUUUCAGGGAACGCUUUCCACCGUUAACUGACGCGUUUAAGAACUUCUGCAUGGAUUGCUGUUAGUCACAGAGUAUUUUGAAGAUUCAAGAAUUGUUUGUAGGUACACUCAGUCCACUUGCUGGGCCUGUUUGGUCUCAAUAUUACAUUCUCGUAAGCCAAGUAUAUACUCUAGGACACUUUCAGCUAUCCACUAUGGCUCUGAAUAGCAGAGGAAGAUCAGUAGUGGUAGACACUCGGGAAGCCUGUCUGCUUUUACUGAUCAUCUUGAGGCACCUCUGACGUAAUCUCUUGAGGAACCCCAGGAUUCCUGGGAGUGCAGAUUGAAAACCGAUGUAGGCUAUAUUAAAAUACAAUGUUAACAAAUAUAUGUUUACGAGUUUUGUCAGAAUAGUUGGUGAGGUGUAUAUUUUCCAUCAUCCAGAAUGGAAUAUUUGUUUUCUUGUUUUAAGUGCCAUGUAAGUUGGGUAGCUUUUUUAGUGGUGCAUUAUAUGCUGACAUUUAAUUUUAAUAUUGACUUGAGAAUCUAAAAUAAAGCAAAUGCCAAUACUAACUCAGAGCCACUGGGUUGCAUCCAAAUUAAGUUAUUUGCGCUUAAGCCACAUUUUCUCCCAAUGAGAACUAACUUAGUAAUGACUAACUUUUCACAUUGGAUUCAGUGGAACCUAAGUUUAACUAACACGGUUUGGAUUUAGUCCAUUAUUCCUAGAGUCCAGACAUAUCUAUGGGCUAUUUCAUGUCCCUGAUACUUUCUUAGGAGACAUUUUAGCUAGAGCAGAGGGAAUAGCCCAUUAUUUCUGAACACACUGCAUUUUCUAGUAGAAGCAACAGAUGUCUGGCAUUUCACUUUCUAAUUGGAAGUGCCACAUUCCUUCCAGCUAUGCAAUUAGUAGAAAUGAAAUUUGCCUCAAAAAGGCUUGAGAUUGUUAAACAAGUUUUGAAAUAAUUUCCUUCCAAAAUUUAGUACCAUUAACAUAAUGUUUAUGAAAUUUUUUGUUCUUUUAGCUAGUUCAACUGUGACCUUUGCUAAUUUUUUCUUCUUGAGUUCAUCACAUGGAAGCAAGAUUCAAAAUCUCAUUUACUAAAGUAAAUUUUAUUUUUGAUCUCUUGCCCUCCACCCCUUGGCAAUUUUACAUAAGAGCAAGGGGAGAAAUUGUACUCGGUUGUCUUCAUGGUACUAAUCAUUCUGUGUCCAUGUUUCUUUGGAUCCCUUCUACCAGCUGUAUGAAUGUCCCACCAAUUUGGGGGUUUGUUUUUUAAGGGCAUCUUUAACACCUCUGUGGAUCACCUUAUUGAUCUGACCAAAGCUAUGCUUGGAAGUCAUUUGUUUCACUCAUACUAAUUCAGCAGUUGUAAAAAUGUUUGACUAAUUCAUGAUUGUAAAUUAAUUUUCAAUUGGGAGUAGAUGCAAGUAGCAAUUCUGCUAUAUUGUUGCACUUGAUGUGUGGUAGACUCCUUCUUACUACUUGGUGGCCAAACAGCCUCACAUAUGAGCUUCUGCAGUGUGCUUUUAUCUCCAGGCUACCACCAAAUAUUCCUGGUGGCAGCUUGCAGACAAAUGACAUAUUUCCGAUUCACCUGGUGAGCCAAUACAACAUGAAGGAUGUGGCCACUCACAGAGGCAUUUUCAAGUGUCCAUGACAUCACAGCCAAAGAGUGAGAAGUGACCUUAAAUGUGGCAAAAUUGAAUCAUACCAUUGUCAAAAGAAUUGGUAUGUUUUUCAACAUUAUUGCCUUAUCAUAAUGCCAACAGACUCAUUUCAGACUUUUUCAUGCUAAUGUUAUCUUUUAUUAGACUACGUUUAGUAUGUGUGUGAGUCAAUUCUUUAAUUUUGUACUAUACACACUAGUUCAUCAACAGUGCAUUUGUGCCUUGGAAGUAUGCUUUUGAAAUAAUUUCCCGCUUGCAAACGAAUGUGUACCUUGAAGCUUUGAGAGUAUCAUGAUAGUUAGAUUAAUGAAAAGUAUAAUGGUUGGAUUGCUCCCUUGUUUAUUAUGAAGCAGACUUUUCAACUCUCCCUCUUUUUUAAGGAAGCUGCAGCAUUUUGCAAAGCUGUGCCACACCACCCUUGGGAAUUUGAAAGCAGCAGGGGCAGCUCCAUUUAAGCCUGUGAGGAAGGUUGGUUAGUGUUAAGAAAUUACUGCAAAAUACAUUCAGCAUUUGGGUUAAGGAAUACUAGAGGAACAAGAAUGAAUGGAAAUUUCCCCUUGGAAUUCCGUUUGCUUGUUUUCUAAAAUAUUCCUGAAAGCCAAUAUUGUAAUUAAAUUGGGUGGCGUUUUCUGCUCCGCAAAAUAUUUUUAACCAUUGUCAUCUGAGAGAACUUACUAAUUAUCUAAUAACAAUCAGCCAAGACAAUUGGUAUAUAUUUUGAGUAUCACACUUCUUUUUUAAAAGAGCAAAAAGCCAUCAUUUCAAUAAGUUCUGACUAGUGCCAUAAAAAAAAAACCUAUUUGCUUCUUAUGCCAUAAAAAUGCCUACCUCCAUGAAUACAUUUCCUGAGUGGCUGCUGUCACCUGUUGCUUGAUGUAACACCUUCAUAUUCCAAGAAUCAGCUUCUUUAUGAACCCAUAACGCCUGUUUGUGUCGCUAACAGCAUCGGUUUCCCAUGUCUAUUUUGAGAAAUGCUUUCCCCUGAUACUCUUCUCAGCUCUAAACAUUAUUUGUCAUUGCAUCUGUACCUUUCCAGUGCAUGGGAAACGAGACUUUUCCGUUUCCCCCAUAUAUUUGUGAGCACUACAACUUCUCUGUUUAAAUAGAGUAAGCUGACACACUACAAAUUUGUAGGUUGCCUUCUCUGCAGUAAUGCUGUCUGACGUCAAGGUGUGAUCUGAAAUACUAGAACAAAACUUAUUAUUUUCACGCUGCAUACUAAUUUAAAUACUGAGUCUUCUGCCCAGUUUCAAUGUGAGAGGACUCAGAUUUGGCUGGUCUUUUAGAAAAGUAAUUAUGUACCUUUUGCCUCGUCUUGUGAUGGUAGCUAUUGUUGGCCUAGUCACUCAUAUUAUACCAUGUCUCCAAAACCCAUUUUGGUGGAUUGCAGAAGUUUGUAGAAAAAGAGACGGGACCAGACCCUUCUCUACUACAAGCCUCAGUAAAAUAAAAGGGAGAUUGUUGUGUAAACAGGAGUGUUCUUUCACAACUCCCACUCAUUCUAAACUGGUGUUAAAAUUUCUGGUGGAUUGUGCCCAAAAUGAAAGACUUAUUUCCUGUAUCAAAUGUGGAAUUAAUGAUACUGCAAAUGAUCAUCUCAUUGAACAAUUGCCUUGUUGUAUAGUACCCCUGAAUGCAAUAUAAAUGCCCACAUACUGUAUUCAUGUUUUGUGCUCUGACUUACCCCAUGCCCAAUAUAAAAAUGUACUAUAUUGUAUACAGAAAGAAUAAUGUAGCUAACCUAUAGAAGAUGUAAAUAAAAAGGAGAGGGUGAAAGAAGCAGUAUGAUUAUACUCAUUUUGUUAUAUAUAUACCACAAGUUUAGAAUGUUUUUUAAUUGUAACAGGCUAAGUGUCUUUUUGUACAGCAUCUGAUUUAAAAGGUGCCUUAAGUUUACCAUGAAUUGCUUUGUUCUGUACACAAAUUUAUGUCAAUGUAUCAUUUUUAAGUAAAUAACCUUAUUUUAGUAAACAUUA
Molecule: messenger RNA, 7439 nt
Organism: Podarcis muralis (Common wall lizard)
Lineage: Eukaryota; Metazoa; Chordata; Lepidosauria; Squamata; Lacertidae
Gene: BMPR1A
Product: bone morphogenetic protein receptor type 1A
Biological process (GO): cellular response to growth factor stimulus; cell surface receptor protein serine/threonine kinase signaling pathway; protein phosphorylation
Cellular component (GO): signaling receptor complex; plasma membrane
Molecular function (GO): transmembrane receptor protein serine/threonine kinase activity; ATP binding
Source: RefSeq, a predicted model, not a curated record